Myzus persicae (green peach aphid) is the source of this 1203-nucleotide messenger RNA. RefSeq names its product zonadhesin-like. NCBI's taxonomy places the organism in Eukaryota, Metazoa, Arthropoda, Insecta, Hemiptera, Aphididae. Bases 1 to 1203 code for a protein of 400 amino acids. The transcript is spliced from 2 exons. The record is from RefSeq and is a predicted model, not a curated record.
AUGAACCGGAAACGUUUUUACCGGUACCGUUAUCGUAGUCACCCUCUCCUGACGCUGUUGACCACCGCCACCGCUACAAUCGUCACCGCCGCUAUCGUGUUGGCGGUACUGUCGCCGACGGUUUACAGCGGAGUUUACCCGCCGCCAUACAAGUUGUCACCUUGCGCGACCGUCGUGCCACGACAAACGGUUGCCGCGUCGCGGCACUUCCGGUACACGAAGACACAUAUCACCGCAGCCAUGGAGAGUGAACAUAGUCGAUUCAUGACCACGAUGCACCGUCGAAGACGGCGCUACGUCGGCAGACUAAUAGGUGAAACCGUUACAGUGGGUCAGAUAGCAAACAAUACGUCGAACCACACCCGUUGCUACAAGAUUAAGUUCACCACGCCUGUACCGACUACCAAACGUUGGUCACCAAUACUGAAAACGUACCCCAAUUUUCCGGUGACGAAUAAUACGGUAACCAAAGUCACCACGACCAAAACUAGCAAGGUAACCAAGAUAACCAAAGCUUCAACGACGACUGAAGCUACUACCGAACCACCUGUAGAAACUCAAGUGGUCGAAGAAACGACUUCGACUGAAGUAAUCAACACAAUUGAAGAAACUACGUGUACAGAAGAAACUGAAUCUACAGAAGAAACUUCAAGUUCAGAAGAAACGACCUGUUUAGAAGAAGAAACGACUUUGGCCGAAGAUACGACCCAAAAGAAAAAAACCAAAAAAACAAAUAAUGAAUCGACAAAACCCGAAAAACCUAGUCCGGUGACUGAAAAUUCUAGCGAUCCUACGGAAGCUACGAGUAACCCUACGGAAAAAGCGAGUAAAAAUACGGAAAAAGCGAGUAAAACUACAAAAAAAUCGAGUAAAACAACUGUAAAAUCGAGCAAGACGACCAAAAAAAUGACUAAGACCACCGAAGCACUCGAGGAGGUUGUGACGUGCUCGGAAGAUCCCUCGUGCGAGGAAGAGCCUUCGUGCCUCGAUGAAGAAGUUACGCCAAAACCAAAGAAGACGAAGUCUCCACCGGUUAAGAAAUCAACAGGAGUGAUAAAACCUAAAAAUCGGUCAAAGAAGCGACAACUCGAUCGUAGGAGACUGCCACCGACAACCAUGCAUCGUCGGUCGUCGUCGGCAGCUACAAUCGCUUUGUACGAUUCGUUACGGUCCGACGAUGGACUUAACUAUGAAUCGCUGUGA